CCGUUCGGUUUCAACGACGGCGUGAUCAGUUUUGUACAUUUUUUAUAAAUCGAUUUUUUUAAUUUUAAUAUCAGUUUUAUCACGGGCGCGCUAUCACCGCGGUUUAUACCGGACCCAUCAGCGGCCGCUGCGGUUGCUCGGCGGUUCACCUCCAGGCUGUUAUCAGAUAACGAUAUUUGUUCACUAUUCAAAUAAAAUAUUAUUAUUGCCGCUUACACCACCGUCUACCGUAAACGCCUAAACAGCGUUUGUCAUUGUAUCAAGUGUCAAGUGCACCUGCAACGGCAGCAGCUGAAAAUGUACAAAAUUACAAGUGCAUUAGGUCGUAACCUGAACUGUGCACUACCGCCAUGCCGACGGUACACGUAUUGUGCUGUUCGUCAAUACAAUAACCUAAAUGGGAGACGACUGUGUCCUUCACCGUCUUUGCUGUCCGCCAAAUUUGUGUCGCACAACUGUUGUGCACUUGGGUCUGUUCGAAAUUAUGCCAAAGGCAAAGACAAGAAAAAAGAUAAAGGUCAAAAAAAAGUUUCUAUUGAUGAAAAUCUUCUGUCUCAGUAUUUGAAAUUCAACAACAUGAAGUCCGAAAUGGAAAAGGCUGUUGUAAAUUUAAAAAACAACUACAUUAAAAAUCUAUCCUUAAGAUCAUCAACAGGUGCCUUAGAAUCUUUGCCAGUUAUAUUUGAAGGCGAUGAAUAUGUUGUUCAAGACUUGGCCCAAAUUGUAAGAAAAAACCCCAAAACUAUUAUUUUAAAUAUGUCAUCAUUUCCAUUAGCUAUUCCAGCUGUUCUGGAAUCAUUAAAAAAUUCUGGUAUGAAUUUGAAUCCUCAACAGGAAAAAACUUCUAUAUUUAUACCCAUACCAAAAGUUACCAAAGAGCACCGAGAAAACUUGAGCAAAGGCGCAAAAGCUCUUUUCGUCAAAUGUAAAGAUUCCAUUAAAGAAAUUCAAAAUAAAAAUAUAAAAUUAUUAAAAGAUAAUGAUUCGUUAUCUGAGGAUUUGGUACAUAAUCUAAAAGAUCAGAUUACUAUGUUGGCUGACAUGUAUGUGAUAGAAUCACAGAGGAUUAUGGAAGAAAAACAAAACGAGCUUAAAGGCGAUUGAUCAAAUCUAGUCAAUGUUUACUAUGAGUAGGCAAUAUGUGUUUAACUAGUUUAACUAUUAUAUACUGAUCAGUCAUUUUAGUAGUAUUAAUUAUAAUAUUAAAAUGUAAUGUGUAAUAAUUAUUCUUUGUAGUCGGAAUCAUUCUCGUAUAGCGUGUAAUAGCUUGUUAAGAUAUUUUGUAUUUUAAAAAUUAACACCAUCCUUCUUCAUAUGAAAUUUAAAAUUAA
Adelges cooleyi (spruce gall adelgid) is the source of this 1331-nucleotide messenger RNA. RefSeq names its product ribosome-recycling factor, mitochondrial (gene mRRF1). NCBI's taxonomy places the organism in Eukaryota, Metazoa, Arthropoda, Insecta, Hemiptera, Adelgidae. Gene Ontology annotation, biological process: translation. The record is from RefSeq and is a predicted model, not a curated record. The transcript is spliced from 5 exons. Gene Ontology annotation, cellular component: mitochondrion. Gene Ontology annotation, molecular function: ribosomal large subunit binding. Bases 298 to 1104 code for a protein of 268 amino acids.